AUGACGUCGAUUAGCAACAAUAGUAGUAGUAGUACUAGUAGCAACACUAGCACAAAUAACCAACAGAAUCUGAAUCAUCAUACUCCAAGUCGAACCAACAAUCCAACCGUUCAAUUAAGGAUAUCAAAGAAACCGACCAUAUCUCUAUCAAUUGCAAAUACAUUGUCGUCUUCUUCUUCAUUGUCCAACAACAACAACAACAACAACAACACUAUAGUUACAAGCAGAUCGUCUAUCAAUGAUAAACCAACUACAAAGAUUUCAUUGUUGAAUAAUAAUAAUCAUAACAACAAUAAUACCAAUAAUAAUAAUAAUAAUAAUAAUAAUAAUAAUAAUAAUAAUAAUAAUAAUAAUAUUAGUAGUAGUAGGAUACCCGCAAAGACAUUUACAUCUACACCAAAGCUAUCACUCAACAACAACUUACAAACAAACAUAGCUAGUAAUAGUACUACUAGUAGUAAUAAGGUUACACCACCUACUGUGAAUAGUCCACUUUCGACCAAUUCUCCACAACCUCUGAUUCAACCUACUACUACUUCUACUCCUCCACUUAAACAAACACCCGGAACGACUCGACUUUCACUCAAAGGUACAUCUACGCAGACAAAGCAGUGGAAUAAUACACCUAAUAAUAACAAUAACAACAACAAUGUUGUUUCUAGUAAUGGUAUUAAAGGUAAUACUAUACCCACACCUAUACUUAUACCUCAACCUACGACAAUGGCUCCAACGAUGACAUCAGCUGCUUUGAUACUCGAAACCACAACACCUCUUAAUAACAGCGAUGAAGAUGAAUUUGAAUGGGAUCUCACAGAUUUAUCUCAACAAUCAACAGCAACGAUAGCUAGUACAUGUUCGACAGUUAUACCUAAUAGUUUUGACGAAACACUAUUACAACAAGAACAAAAUCAACCAACUACAUCCACUACAUCAACUACGACAUCUACUACGACAACACCUGCUGCUACUACAUCCACUACAUCAACUACUACCACAACAUCAUCAUCAACAACAUCUAGGCAUACCGAUUUUCAAAAUACCAAUUCAAACAAUUCCAAUAUAAAUAAUAAUCAAAUAGCGCAUCAACCAAUAAUACAACCGAUACAACAACAACAACAACAACAACAACCAAUUCAAAUACAAAAUAAUAAUAUUAAUAAUGGUCAAUCUGAAAUUAUAAACUCUGCCAUCACAACAACAACAACAACAACAACAUUACCUAAUCCACCUCAAUCAUUAAAAUCCAUUUUAAAUAAUCAUUUUCAGCAACCAUCACCUCCACCAUCACCUCAAAAGCCCAAACCACCACCACAACAACCCAAACUAUUAUUUCAAGCUAGUACAAUAGCUGCACCAACAACGACAUUAGAAGUUAAAAAAAGAAAACAAGAAAUAGUUCAAGAAGAAGAUGAUGGAGAUUGUUCAAUUUGUUUGGAAUUAUUUUAUUCAUCAUCAAAUCCCAAGGAAGAUCAUGGAGCUGUUGCAUUAAAGUGUGGACACGUUUUUGGUAAAAAGUGUAUCAAUAUAUGGAUCAGUGAUAAAAAGACUUGUCCAAUAUGCAAGAGAAAAUCACUUUCCAAAGAUGUUUUGACACUUUUUUUGCAACCUGGUACACGACAGAUUUCACUAAACGAAGAGACUAUCAAAUUGAGAAACCAACUAGCACUAUUGGAAAAGGAGAAAAUGUCACUCAAGAAAAAGAAUACAGCAUUAAAAUCAAUUAUUGAACAAAAGAAUAUUCCUCAACUAUUUUCAAACAAUCGUAAUCCAAAUGAAGCCAUUGUAAGACCAUACCAAAUGUCUGCGCAGUCAUCGGCUCAUAGAGUAUCUAAACAAUUGGCAGCUGUAUUGCCACCUUUAAAAACAACUCCAUUAUCCUUUUCAUCCUCGUCCACGUCCAGCUCCAACUCACCACUUGCCAUUACACCUAUAAAUAAUAAUCAAUCAUUUAGUGUCGAUGGUAGUCUAAAUGGAGACCAUACAAUCAAAUUUGAACCACUCUCCUAUGUCAAACUCAAAGGAGCCAAUGUAUUUGAUUACUCUAAAGGUUUUGGUAUCAUUGUAACUAGUUAUUCAAAAAGUUAUGAUGAAUUUUGUCUUGUAACCAUCUCUUCCUUGGAUUCAAAUACUUCAGAUUUUAUUCCAAGAGUUCAUAAAGAUAUUAUAAGAGAUGUUAAAGUUAAUUAUCAUAAUCAAGCAAUAGUAUGUUCAGUAUCACAAGACAAGACAGUUAAACUUUUCAACAUUCAUACAAAGAGUUUGGUUUGUAACUAUACUCUUGAUGUUGCGGGUAGAUCAUGUGAAUUUGAUCGUACAGAUCCAAAUAUUUUCUAUGCAUCUGGUGAUAAAACAACCUUUGUUUUUGAUAUUAGAAAUACCUUUAAACCAACAGGAUCAUUUGAUUCACCAACAACGCUGGGAUUAACAACAUAUAGAUUAUUAUGUCAACCAAAUGCUGAAAGUCAACCAACACCACCACUUUCAGCUGGUUCACAAACUGGAGAAACUGGUCUUUUUGUUGCAAACAAUGAUUUAACCUAUUGGAAUAUUGGUAUUCAAAAUAAUAUAAAUGAAAUGACAGACAAUGAUAAUAAUAAUAAUAAUAAUAAUGUAAUUACAAGACCUUAUCCACUUGGAUUUAAAGGUCAAUGUAUAGAUGUUGGCUAUGACCCAAUAUCAACCAAUUAUUUUGCAACCUUUAGAAGUACACCUGGAUACCCUAAAAAUAGUCAUUUUAUUUUUAAACAUUUGGGCAAGGGAUAUACUCAACCCAUCAAAACCAUCUAUACCGACUCUGUGCAAUCAUCAUUGUCACGGUCCAUCAUUUUCACCUCUUCGAAUCGAAAUCACAACAAUCACAAUGACCCAUCGGAAAAGAUGUGUUACACGGCAUCGAGCAACGAGUUGAUCAAAGGUGUCAAUAUUUGGAAUGUACAUACUGGACGAUUGACACAAUCCAUCAAAACAGGUGACACUCCAUGUGACCUUUUAUUUUUUAAUCAUCAUCAACAAGAAGAAUUCCUCUUGACAUUAUCACCUCAAAUGCUUCAUGUAUUUAAAAAUAAUCCACAAUCAUAA
Molecule: messenger RNA, 3078 nt
Organism: Cavenderia fasciculata
Lineage: Eukaryota; Evosea; Eumycetozoa; Acytosteliales; Cavenderiaceae
Exons: 2
Coding region: 1-3078 (1025 amino acids)
Biological process (GO): interstrand cross-link repair; protein ubiquitination
Cellular component (GO): nucleus
Molecular function (GO): protein binding; ubiquitin protein ligase activity
Source: RefSeq, a predicted model, not a curated record